Carica papaya (papaya) is the source of this 1263-nucleotide messenger RNA. NCBI's taxonomy places the organism in Eukaryota, Viridiplantae, Streptophyta, Magnoliopsida, Brassicales, Caricaceae. The record is from RefSeq and is a predicted model, not a curated record.
ACCAGGGUGGAAACAGCAAAUGGAUGGCCACCCUUGUUCAGAGUGCUGCCUUCCCUAUCCUUUAUAUCCCACUCUUUCUUCUUCCUUCCUCUGAGGGACCUUCAACUUCUGCCUCAUCUUCUAUUAGAAUUAUUGCUUUGAUCUACUUCUUUCUUGGAGUAUUUAUAGCUGCUGAUAACAUGUUGUACUCAAUUGGGCUCUUGUAUCUCUCCGCGUCUACAUACUCUCUCAUUUGUGCCACUCAAUUAGCUUUCAAUUCAGUAUCUCUAUUCAUAAAUUCUCAGAAGUUCACUGCUUUGAUUAACUCUGUCAUCAUCCUUUCACUAUCUGCUUCUCUAAUUGCCGUUAAUGAUGGCUCAGAAGGUCCAUCAGGAAUAUCCAAGUGGAAAUACACAAUCGGGUUUCUUUGUACUCUUGGAGCUUCAGCACUGUAUGCACUGCUACUUUCCCUUAUGCAGCUCACGUUCCAAAAGGUCCUGAAAAAGGAAACCUUUUCUGUGGUUUUAGAAAUGCAAAUUUAUACGUCACUUGUUGCUACCAUCGUUUCCAUCAUUGGUCUCUUUGCGAGUGGGGAAUGGAAAAGUUUGCAUGGGGAGAUGGAGACCUUUGGAAAGGGAAGAUUAUCUUACGUAAUGACUUUAGUUGGGACAGCGGUCACAUGGCAAGUUUGUUCAGUUGGUGUUGUGGGAUUGAUCUUUGUGGUUUCUUCUCUCUUUUCUAAUGUAAUCAGUACUCUCUCUUUGGCUGUUACUCCUAUUGCAGCCUUGAUAGUUUUCCAUGACAAGAUGAAUGGCGUGAAGAUAGUAGCCAUGCUUAUGGCUAUUUGGGGUUUUGCUUCUUAUCUAUAUCAAAAUUAUCUUGAUGAUUCUAAGGCGAGAAAAACACAAAUUAGCAUUCCUGAAACAGCAAGUGAGGAGCUGAUGAUUAAUUUCAGGAGAGACAGAAGAUUGUGGAUUUCUGAGAAUGAACUAGUAGAUGAGGCCUUGUACUCUGCCUUUCCAACUCCAUAAGGUGAAUUUUCUUUUGGUUUUUCAUUGAAUCCAAUAAAAGAAAAAGGCACAGGGAUUGAACUCUCAUAAAAAAAAGUGCAGGUACAUAAUUACCAUGGGACUAUAUGGCCUACAUCUUGUUAUUCUAGCUCUUAUUUUAUUAUAUCUUGAGAUUAAGUUCAAUAUAUACUAUUGUAUAGGGAUUUAUUUUUGACUUUAUUUUAAUCUUUUUCUUUUUGUAAUUCGAUUUUUGAUAUCUACGGUUACGGAGGAA